Messenger RNA from Tuber aestivum (summer truffle), 2297 nucleotides. NCBI's taxonomy places the organism in Eukaryota, Fungi, Ascomycota, Pezizomycetes, Pezizales, Tuberaceae. The record is from the annotation of a GenBank genome assembly.
ACUGCUCCGUCCAUCAACAGUCCUCCCUUCCUCAACCCCGAUCCCCUUUCUCUCUCAACUCGCACCGACCCGAUUCCGCGUUACCUUCCCUCCCCGACCAGCUUCCCCUAGCAAACACGAUUCGCAAUGACUGACGACUCGUCGGACCGUAGGAAGCGGAGCAAGUGGGAUGAGCCUCAAAGAAGCACUACCCAUGGCAGCCAAGAUCGUGUUAGGGAUUACAGAGAACGGGAGUCCGAAAGAGGGAAGUCAGCUAACAGUCGUGGCGCUUCCCGUUGGGAUGACCGUCGCUCUCGCUCUCCCAAUCACCAUAACCUGUUCUCUUCCCGUCGAGAUGAUCGCCGGAGAAGCAGAAGCCCUCCGUCUAUAAGCAGAUCGACCGAGAGCCCUCCCGUUGAACCAGCAAAAGAGUCAAAGCCCGACCCAGCAGCCGCAGCAGGUAAACCCCAUUGCUUACUCCACAUUACCUGACUCUUUCCUAACUCUACGAUAUAACAUCGAGUAGCUGCUGCAGCCGCCCGUAUUAACGCUCAGAUUCAAGCGAAACGUGGUAUACAGCACGUAGACGUGCCGCCUAUCCGUUCUGUGAGGAAACCCCAUUCAUGGUUAGGGUAUGCAUUUGCUAAUUUGAAUAGAGCGCGGGAAAAUCUUCCAGCCCCCCAAGCACAACAGCAUUCAAUAGUGACAUGUAUAUUGCAGACGGUGACUACAUCAAAGAUAUAGAAGUUAACGACCUUCGCAACCGAUACACACUGACCAAAGGCGCUACUCAGAAAAUGGUAAACAUCGAUCCCUUCCCCGGCUAUGAGCUUUAUUGACUACUCUCUUCCCUUUGUAUUUUACAUGUGCACGGGCGAGCCUUUAUACUUAUGCGCAGCUGAAGUUCUAAGGAGGAGCCAUUCAAGCUGAAAUAUGAUGUGCAAAUAGUUUUGCAUAACCCUUUGGUGUCUUGCCGCUGACUGUCACCCGUGCUUGUUUAGAUUAAAGAGGAAACUGGCGCCGGUACGACCCACUUGCCCUCAUAUAUGAUCCCAUGUUUUUGCUUUAGUGUAUAGAGUACUCACGCAUUCUGCGCUUAAAGAUGUUACCACCCGCGGCGCCUAUUAUCCCGACAAGUCUAUGGCCACUCCUCAGGUACGAACAUAUGCCCCCAUUACUUGCAGCGAUCCUUGUCUGAGACAAGCAAUAGAAUCCACCACUUUACCUACAUAUCACUAGCACAACCAAGGAGGGGUUGGAGAAAGCUGUGUUGAAGAUUGAGGAGCUCAUGAAGCAGGAUCUUCCCAAUCUUGUAGAUGAACGCCGAUUCAAGAGGAGAGAGCCACCAGAGCCUGUUGAGCGGGACGAGUAUGGGAGGGUGAGCUUUGUAGUGCCCGUUUGGAGAACCCAACUGACAUCCCUACCAGCGCAAAUGGCCUGAAGAAAAGAUUCCUGUCGAUCUUGAGCCUAUUCCAGGCUUUAAUCUUCGAGCAGCAGUUGUCGGACAUGGUGGCCAGUAUGUUAAACAUAUUCAGCAGGAGACACGUUGUAGGGUACAGAUCAAAGGCCGCGGGUCUGGCUUUAUGGAACACGGCCUUGGUCAUGAGAGCGACGAGCCGCUCUAUCUCCACGUGACGUACGAACUCCCAUCCAAGCUAGGCGACGCUACACUAACUAACGCUGCGCAGUGGGCCUGAUCCACGCGAAGUCCAGAGGGCAAAGGAGCUCUGUGAUGAUCUUCUAACCUCAGUCAAAUCGCAGUACGAAGAUCAUAAGAAGCAACCCCAACCUAUUCGUUUCCCCAGUUAUGGGGGAGGUAGCAAUGCCAAUCUCUAUACUCCGUCCAUGUCAGGACAAGGCCAACCUCAAGGACAGAACCAAGGUCACAACCCCCAUAGCCUAAACCAUAGCCAUGGACAAUCUGCCUCUCCACCUCCUCCUCCACCCUCUGGGCCUCCGCCCCAACAGGCAGCAGUAGCGUCAUCCGUGGCGCCUGGCGCUCCCGGUGCAUCCCAACUCAAUCCAUAUGCCGCAUAUUAUGGAGGAGCAGACCCUUAUGCUCCCUAUGGCGGAUACCAGGCAUACAUGCAAUACUGUAAGCGCUCGUCCGGUGGCUUUUUUUUUCCGGACGACUGCUGACACAUUGAUUAGACCAAGCGUAUUACGGCCAACAACAACAGUCCCAGGCCCCUGGCGCAUUGCCAUACUCGUCCAUGCCCGCUAGUAGUCCUCCGCCACCUCCUCCCCCUGUGGGUAAUCCCCCACCCCCACCCCCACCUCCCCCAUCCUACAAUGCCGUGAGGCCACCGGGGGUGUGA